AUGGGCCAAGCACUGUCGGACGAGAAUCCGCGGCAGCUGUCGCACGAGGAGCUCACCCGUGAACUGGCCAGCCGCUUCGCCGAGAAGUGCUUCACCAACCUCGAGCUCUACUCCUUCAAGGAUGUCUUCAAGAGCCUAGCAGAUACCCAGAGCGACAUCCACUACCUAAAAGAAGACACUAUCGCCCGCUUCCUCGAGAUACCCGACAUCCUCCAUGUCUCGCCCGUCAUAUUCCAGAUGGUGUCCUACAUGGGCGCUUUUCCCUUCCUCCAGGACGCCCCCGCCGUCCUCGGCCUCGAACAAAUGAUCAUGGUGGUCGUCAUCAUGACGGCGAGGUACAAAAAGGUCUUGGCAAAGGGCGCCCAAGACCGGGCGAAGCUUCUGUUCAAGAGUCUUGCCGUGUACGACCGGAAAGCCUCGAUUGCUGUAGUCGACGAAUCAAAAGAGAAGGUCAAGGACGCUGAAGUUGAGGUCAAGGACGAACCGGCCAGGAGUCACGUAGCUGGCUUCGCCGUCGACGAGCCUGUGGAAGAAGAAGAGGACGAAGAUGACGACCUCGAGAUAGCUGCUUUCGAGCUGCUCGAUAUCAACGAUGCGGUCCGACAAGGCGAUGCCCCAACGGUCCAAGGAGCCAUGAUACCAGCCGAUAACUUCCGCAAGCUCCUCAUGCUGCUCAUUCUCAUAGCUCCUCUGAGUCCUCAGGAGAGGCUGUCAAUGUUUGCGACCCGCGUUGUUGGCGAUGAGCUCGAAAGCCUCCGCUCGACCGCAGAGAACAUUCUUGCCGCAUUUUUGAACGUCGAAAAAGCACCUGGAAUCAAGUUUAGCCAGUUCAACCGCGUGAUACCCGUUUGCUUUCCGUAUCUCUUCAACGGCUUCAACCCCUUAUUCGAGCACUUUCUCUUCUCCAAGAACCUCGACUUUUCAAAACACAAGGGCGACGACCCGGCAGCAGAGAAACAGCCCGAAGAGUUCGUACAGCCUUUGCUCCAGGACAGCUCAGACAUCAUGAACCUGAACGUCCUUUCGCAACUCUCCUUUUUCAUCCCGGGUUCGGACCUCUUCCGUCGAUUGAGGCUCCUGUACUCCGGCAAUGACGCGGGCUUCUCCAUGGGCAGCUUCGAAACCAAGGUGUUCAAUUGGAGAGCACCCACAAUCCUACUCGUCCGUGGCAGCCGCAUCAACGAUGAACCUCAGGGUGGCCAGGAAGCAACGUUUGCGGCGUCAAUCCCCCCGCGCCGCUUCCCUCAUGGCAGCAAAGGAGAGCGUCUCACCUUCGGUGUGUACCUCAGCACACCUUGGAAGCAUACUUCAAAGGAAUGCUUCGGCGAGAGGGAUACGGUGCUAUUUCAAUUGGAACCUAUCCAUGACGUCUUCCCAGCGUCGAAAUACAACUCAGACUACGUCUCUUUCACGAAGCAGCCAGCCAACCGGCCCAUGCUGGGAGUCGGAUGUCCCCACCCAAGAUCGACACAGGCACACCGACGAAACACAAUGAUGUCCCUCGGCUCGGUAUCCCUUUUGUUAGACGAUUCUUUUGAGUACGGCGUGUUUACACAUGACUGGACGGCAGGCGGCGGCGCGUUCCAGACUAGCGUGACCCGCAAAUUUGACUUCCAGGACAGAUUUGAGAUCGAGAGCCUCGAGGUCUGGGGAUGCGGCGGGGACGAGGAGGCCAAGGCCCAGGCAGAGCGAUGGGCGUGGGAGGCUCGGGAAGCGGAGGCGCGGAGGAAGAUCAACCUCGGAUCGGGUGACAUCGCCGCUGAUCGCGCGUUGUUGGAGAUGGCUGGGCUUGUUGGGCAAAACCGCAGCGGCGGCUCUGCAUAG
This is a messenger RNA of Colletotrichum chrysophilum, 1824 nucleotides long. It is a transcript of the gene RTC5, whose product is annotated as Restriction of telomere capping protein 5. The transcript has 2 exons. The record is from RefSeq and is a predicted model, not a curated record. Lineage: Eukaryota; Fungi; Ascomycota; Sordariomycetes; Glomerellales; Glomerellaceae. The coding region runs from base 1 to 1824 and encodes 607 amino acids.